GAGAGAGAGAGAGAUUGGUUGGUGAGGAGGAGGGGAUAAGUUUGAUUUGGGACUCUGCUCCUCCGCUCCUCCGCUGGUAUCCCAGGAAUGUGUUGAUCAUGGCGGCCGCAGUGAAGCCCGUGAAGAGCGGACUGCUGGAGCUCCGCGUUACCCUGCACCACUGGAUCCGUGUGCUCGCCGCUCUCAGCGAGGACUCGUUCACCGUGAGCCCCGGAGACACCGCCGAUGAGCCCGCGGCCGGUGGGGCUGUUAACGGCGAUCCGGCGAACCCCAGCGCCUCGCCGGUACCGGACACCAUCACGAACGUCAAACGAACCGUCAGAGUCACCAAACAAGAAGUUGGAGGACUCGGAAUAAGUAUUAAAGGUGGUAAGGAGAAUAAGAUGCCCAUCCUGAUCUCAAAGAUCUUCAAAGGACUGGCGGCGGACCAGACGGAGGCUCUUUACGUGGGCGAUGCGAUUCUGUCCGUGAACAGCUACGACCUCAGAGAGGCCACUCAUGACGAGGCUGUUCAGGCCCUGAAGAAAACUGGCAAGGAGGUCAUUCUGGAAGUGAAGUAUAUUAAGGAGAUGUCGGCGUUUUUUAAGGGCGGAUCGACGACGGGACCCCCGGUGCUCGAUUCUCCUCCAGCCAGCCCACAGAAACAGACGGACCCCGCGCUAAAAGAGACCCAGACCAUCCCGCUCCGAAUGUGCCACGUGACACUCAAACAGUGCCCGCCGGACACAGAGGACAGGUAUUUUGAGGUGGUGUCGUCAGACAGGAAGAAGGCUGUGUUUCUGCGGGCUAAAGAUCACGCCAUGGCUCAGACCUGGUAUAACGCCAUCCAGACCGGAAGUGCAGCGUUACUGAGCAGUGCUAAAGCUGAGCUCAAAGCCCUGCAGACCAGUCUGGACGUCACGCACAUCGGCUGGAUCAUCGAGCAGGUGAGGCUGGUUCACUCUGGCCCGGGCAAGACUUCAUCAGUGCACGACUCUGAGCUGACGUUCGGUCUGCGUUUGGGCACUAAGCAGGGAGUGGAGACGCAUCUGUUCAGAGUGGACACGGCUAAAGAUCUGUCCAGCUGGACACACCUGCUGGUGGAGGGCUGCCACAGUGCCGCCGAGCUCGUGCAGGAGGUCACCACAGCGUGCAGCUGGAACGGGAAGUCGUGUAUGUUGAGCGUUCACAUAGACAAGGGCUUCUCUCUGUUCACGGAGGAGGCCGGCGUCAGGAGAACCGUCCUUCUCCAGCAGCCCUUCGAGCGUCUGCGCAUGUCUUCAGAUGACGGCGUCCGCAUGAUGUUCCUGGACUUCGGAGGCCCAGAAGCCGAGAUUCAAUUGGACCUUCACUCCUGCCCUAAAAGCAUCGUCUUCCUCUUUCCUGUCGGCCAAGGUCAAGCGACUAGGGCUGUUGGCAUGACGACGCCUCCUCAGGACAAACGCCAUGACGACGGAAGUGACCGGUGGACCACUGGACAUCAAGCCAAAUCUUCCCUCACAGACUGUCAGCCAUUCACUGAUGACUUCACCAUGUGUUCCUCGUAACGCUGACCUUUUAUUCGUUAUCAUUUUAUUGGUUUGUAUCUCAGAUAAACUUUAUGAAUGUAUAAAACAUAAUCACAUAAUCAUACGCUAUGAGAGCAGCAACAGAAACAAAGCAAGAGAUUAAACUCUGUUCCAGAACCUACACAGGCAGCUGUCUACUAAGGGAACGUCUAGACUGAACUGAUUUGAGACACUGGUGUUUGCUAAGAUAAUGCUGCAAUAGUAAGUGUCAGAAUAUGCACAAAAU
Messenger RNA from Sinocyclocheilus anshuiensis, 1773 nucleotides. RefSeq names its product alpha-1-syntrophin-like. Gene Ontology annotation, cellular component: sarcolemma; dystrophin-associated glycoprotein complex; intracellular anatomical structure. Lineage: Eukaryota; Metazoa; Chordata; Actinopteri; Cypriniformes; Cyprinidae. Gene Ontology annotation, molecular function: protein binding; structural molecule activity. Bases 99 to 1526 code for a protein of 475 amino acids. The transcript is spliced from 8 exons. The record is from RefSeq and is a predicted model, not a curated record.